AUGGUCAACACACUUCCCUUCGGCGAUAUUCAGGUCCCAACACCAGGCUUUGGUGCCAUGGGCUUGAGCCAUGGUUUGGGUAGCAAUUUGAGCCUCGAAGAGGCCGAGCCAGUCUUAUUGAAGGCAAUUGAAUUGGGGUGCACAUUCUGGGAUACUGCUGUUGUAUACCAAGCCGGUGUAAACGAAAGGCUUCUGGGAGAUUUCAUUAGGAAGCACAAUGUCCGCGACAAAAUUUUCAUUGCCUCCAAGUGUGGUUUCAACGUCUUUGGAGGGGAUGGCUCCCUCACUAACUCCCUCACCAACUCCGCCUCGCAUAUCAAGGAGUAUAUUGAGGGAACCAUCGAAAGACUUGGCUUCACGCCUGAUUUGUACUAUCUACACCGGAUUGAUCCCAAUACACCCCUCACCGAGUCUAUUCCUGCUCUUGAUGAAAUUCGCAAGGCAGGGAAGACCAAGUACAUUGGACUAUCGGAAUGUUCAGCUGCCACCCUUCACAAGGCAAACUCAAUUGCCAAGAUUGAUGCUGUGCAAGCCGAAUAUUCAGCCUUUGAGACACUCCACGAGACAGACGGUUUGAUCGAGACAGCAAAGGAGCUUGGCGUAGCUUACGUCGCGUACAGUCCACUCGGACAUGGUUGGCUCGUCGAUGACUUCGCUUACAACUCCCCGGAUGACUUUGCUCCUGACGAUUUCCGCCGGAAUGCUCCCAAGUUCCAAGGCGAGAAUUUCUACAAGAACCGAGCUAUCGUUGAAGAAAUAAAAAAGCUUGCUGUCCGUAAAGGGUGCAAGACCAGCCAAAUCGCGCUUGCUUGGGUUGUUUCCCAGGGCAUGAUUCCUAUUCCGGGAACAACGAAGGCAACUCGGCUGGAGGAGAACUGGGGAUCUCGAGAUAUUGAAUUGACUGAGGAGGAAAAGCAAGCAAUGCGCAAAAUUAUUGAUGCUGCGAAGCCACACGGCAAUAGAUAUGGUCCCGCGCAUCAGGCUAUGGUUGGACAUUAA
Messenger RNA from Penicillium griseofulvum, 999 nucleotides. RefSeq lists its product as uncharacterized. The transcript is spliced from 5 exons. The record is from RefSeq and is a predicted model, not a curated record. Lineage: Eukaryota; Fungi; Ascomycota; Eurotiomycetes; Eurotiales; Aspergillaceae. Gene Ontology annotation, cellular component: cytoplasm. Bases 1 to 999 code for a protein of 332 amino acids.